CCUCCCCGAGUUGAAAAUGGAGUUCGAUUAAAGCAGAUGUCCACCAACUUCUCAAGGAGAUUUCGGCUCCAGGCGUUUUUGCUUUGCGCGUCGGUAUUAGUGUUUCCCACAGCCGAAACCCUUUCCCUUUUGGCUUUGGAUGCCUUUACUGCAAAUUACUCGGACACGUUGACGGAGGGAGCAACGCUGCACGGCGCUUUUUCAAGUGUUGUCCUGGACCUGAAGUUGGCGAAUGGAUGCUCGACAGCCAGCCAUAAAUAACCUGCCAAACGCUACAGCCCACAGCGAUUUCUACAUUUUCUGAGGAUCUAUAAGCAUCUCUGUCUGCAAAGCGAGGGAUCCGUGCUCGUUGAAGAGGAUGGUGCCCGUGGCCCAUUUGUCGUGGUCGGAUUUUACUUCCAGGGAGGAUAAAAUGAAUCAAGGGUUGUCAUUCCUCCUCGCGAUUUAACAUUAAGUCCCAGGCAGCCAGGCUAACGUGAAGCUAGCUUCUCCUGGUCUUCGCGGGGACCCUUACCCAGGCAUGCCCCCCCACCCUCCUCUCUCCCUCCCGUACACCGCUUGCUUACUGUCCAAAAUAGUGGGGUAAUUUCUGCAUGUGGAGGAAAAUGGUGAUAUUUGUGGCAUUUUAUCCCGCCGUCGCUGCGUCGUCGAUGCUAUUGCUAGGAUUUGGAUCCCCGUGAGGAAAAAGAUGAGUGAAGAUUCAACAAAUCCAAACAACGAUGACAGUUAUGCGCGUGUGAGAGCAGUGGUCAUGACUCGGGAUGACUCCAGUGGUGGGUGGCUUCCCCUUGGCGGCGGAGGCCUUAGCUGUGUCACCGUCUACAAGGUCAGCCGGGCGGAGGACAGCAGCAGCACCCACAGCGGAGGCAGCGGAGGAAGCAGCAGCAACCUCAGCCCCUGUAGCCCCAGUCCUAGUCCGAGCCCCAGCCCCAGUCCCAGUCCCACAGCCGUGGAGUUCCACAUCAAGGGCGAAAGGCUCAAAGACAAAUUGGUGGUACUGGAGUGUGUUCUUCAGAAAGACCUGAUAUACAACAAAGUUACCCCCAUCUUCCACCACUGGAGGAUCAACGACAAGAAGUUUGGACUGACCUUCCAGAGCCCUGCUGACGCUCGCGCCUUUGAUCGGGGUAUACGCCGGGCCAUUGAGGACAUCAGCCAAGGUUGUCGGGCGUUUGGGGACGGGGACACUCCUGAGGAUGGCCUACCGGCGUGCGACGAGCCUCCCUCCAUCUGUACCCCGAUGAAAGAGCCCUUCUCUCCUCUCAACAAUGUCGUCUCCACCGAGCCGUUCAGGAGCUGCUACGUGCGCCCUCAGCCCUUCGACGACUUCCCCUCUAUCAAUCGCCGCUACCUGCCUCCACAGUCGACUCGCCGCGUCAGCUUCCGCAUGGACGAGGAGGAGAUCGUUCGCAUCAACCCUCGCAAGGACGUGCUCAUCCGGGGCUACGAGGACUACCGGCAUCCCGUCAUGUGGAAACACGAGGCCGACCGCGAGGACCUGGACUUCCCCACCUCUUUUCACAAACUGGACAGUAAGAAAUGCGAGUACCUCUUCCCCGACGGCCCCGGUGGGGACUCCCACUCCGGCUCUGGCAUGGGCAUCGGGACGGGCAUGGGGCUGGGGCUCGGGCUGGGCAAGGACACGGCCAUCAAGACUCAGCCCUCGCCCCUGUUGAAGAAGGGCCGUCGGCGGCGGGAGGACGGCGAGCGCUCGCGCUGCAUCUACUGUCGGGAGAUGUUCAACCACGAAGACAACUGGCGGGGGCAGUGCCAGGACGCCCCCGACCCGAUCAAGCAGUGCAUCUACAAAGUCAGCUGCAUGCUGUGCGCCGAGAGCAUGCUGUACCACUGCAUGUCUGACUCGGAGGGGGACUUCUCAGACCCCUGCUCGUGCGACACGUCCGACGAGCAGUUCUGUCUGCGCUGGCUGGCCCUGGUGGCGCUCUCCUUCAUCGCGCCCUGCAUGUGCUGCUACCUGCCCCUGCGCGCCUGCCACCACUGUGGCGAGGCCUGCCGCUGCUGCGGGGGCAAGCACAAGGCCGCGGGGUGACCCCGACGCCGGGGACACUGGGACACCCUCAAAGCUAGCUAACAAAGGAAGUGGAUAAAAGCGGAAAAUUAAAAAGCCGGCAUCCUUUUUUCAUUCCCCUCUCAGACGGGGUGAUGUGUUGUUGAUCCCCAGCUCUGAGGGCUUUUGGAGAUUUCAGUUUGUGUUUGUCGCCGACAAGCAGCAGUGGAGGACAAACCAUGUGCUUUGUGGGGGCUCUGAGCGUCAAGCUAAGUUCAGGAGCUUAAUCUGUGGAAAAGAGGAGGAGGAGGAGACAUCACGAUAAACAGACUUGGAGAUGUUAUUACACACACACACACAUGUGUACACACACACAUACACACACACCUCUCUCACAUUCACAGUCACUCAUUGAGAAGCCAGGCCACAAAUCUCAGAACUCUAGUACAAGUAAUGUGUAACUUUAUGAAGGAAAAAUUGUCUUUUGUACAGAGAGGGACAACUCAAAGACGAUAAAUGAAAACAAAACUAUUCUGCGUUGAGAAAAAAGUACUUGCUGUUUGAGUAUGCUAAAAGGGAUAUGUUCUUGCUUUUUUUUUUUGUGAAUUUGCAGUUGGGUAACAGUGGCCUUUCCUUCAUGGCUUAAAGCAUUCGCUGACAAUGUAAUUACUAGACGGAGAAAAGUGCACUAGAAAUGGUAUUUCCCCCCACCCCCCAGAGUAAAUGUAUCCCCCUUUCAAAUUCUUGUGGUAUAUUAACCACCAUGUUUAGUGUAAUUUUAACAUUUGAGAGAUGUUGCUGUGGUGGAUGUUUGGCCAAUUGAUUUCCUUGUUUUCCUUUCCAUGGGAUGUUUUUUUUUUUUUUUUUUUAACAAAAAAAAAGAAGAAAAAUCAAACAGUAACAACUUAUUCCUGAACAUACAGCGUUGAUGUAGGUUUUGAAGGUGUUAAAAUGAUUACUUUGCCUCCCUGAGGUAAUUCAGACCAUUUGAUAGCAUUCCAAAAUAAAGGGAUCGAAUCCUCAGUGAGAAGGGAGUAAAAUGGUAAAGACUUUACCAUGUCGAGUUUCCCGAAAUAGUUUUAUUUUUUUUUUAUUAUUAUUAUUAUUAUUCACUUCAAUGAAAUAGCAAAUUAGAACCUCUUGAACCAUUUAAAAUUGAAACCAGUACAUUUGAAAUUUCUGUUUUUCGCCGAGUUAUUUACUGCUGUAGUGAAAUUGGUGUUUUUGUUUCUUCAUUGUUAUUUUCCUGCUCACUUUUAUGAUUAGUUUUCGAAUCAAAGGUUGAAUUGUUGCUCAACCAGCAAGUUUUGUUUUGGUGAGGCAAGGGGUUACACAGUGCUCCUUGGUUAAAAACGACGAGGCACUUAAAUUAAGGCUGUCCUUCGAUUGAGAAACCCUCAAGAUUUUGGAAUUAGUCUGUAUAUAAAUUUAACUAAUUAACAUCCUUAAAGCACUGCUCUCCAAGCUUUGGUUGCAGCACCCCUCUCCAAAUGUCCAUGUUUGUCCCAUUUUUGCUUUCUUUAUUUUCCCCCUUCACACGCACGCGUAAAUGUAGUAUUACAUCAUCCACUCCUUCCAUGUGUCUUUGCUUAAACGGGCCCUGAGUGAAUGGAUGCAUCGCUUCAGGAAUGCUGAGUAUCGUCGAUAUGGAAAACACCAGAUGUUCUGUAGUGUGUGUGUGCGUGCAUAUGUUCUCAUAUGCGCAUGUCAUGUGACGUCACCGCUGACUGUUAAGGCUUUUGACUCGUAGCGGUUUUGUUUCUCGAAGCGUCUUCGUCUUUUGGCUCCGAGGCUAACAGAGAGGUGAAGUAGGCUUUCUGUCCGGGUUAGAUGAAGGAGAUAGACUGAAUCUGGGGGAGAGCAGCCUGGCUUUUUCUAAACGUAACGCAAUCCAUAAAAAAAAAAGAGAAAAAAAAGUAUUUUCUGAUUUUCUGGAGUCUUGUCACCUUAAGAUUGAUCAGAAACCAGGAAGUCACGUUGUUCGACCAUUAAAUAGUCCAACACGACUCUUUUCAAAACCUUUUUAUAUUAGGCUUAAGCUGUAACAUGCUAAUUUGCUGUAGGCCAGGCUAGCUAGCUGUGCUGCGCUCCACUAGGCUAGGCUAGGCUAGGCCAGGCUAACCAUUUGCUACCACUUCAUAUUGAACCGACAGAGUGGUGUCAAUCAUCUCAUCUAACCCUUGACAAGAAAAGUCAAACUGCUACUUUUAAGUUCGAGAAAACACAGUUAAGACAGAUCCCACUCAAAAGAAAGGAAAAAUGACCGACUCUGUUCCAAAUAACACUUAGAUGAGAAAGUCCCUACAGAAAAGAAGGUCAGUUUGGAUAUCUGGCUGCAAUAACUGAUACUCUCCCUAACUAAAGCUCAUUUUAAGUUAACUGUAACACAAUAACAGAUUUGGUGCAACAUCUAAAUGUGAACACAUAUGCAUCUCCUCUCACCUCCCGUCACUCCUAACUUAAAACAAAAAAAGAAAAAAAAAGAAAAAAAAAAAGAAAACGGCGUAACCUCGAUCUCGACACAAAGAUAGGAGAGACAUUUAUUUUCCUAGUUCCGCCCCCCCACUACCACCAACGCUCCCUUUACUUUCUAUGCAAACUUUCUAACGCGGGAAACACAUUGACCUCUCCACAGACUGAGUCAGUGACGGGACAGGACACUUUAAUAACGCUAUAUAGCUAGAGGACGGACCCCUGGUACCAAACUCCAAACACCUGUAAAUACGUAACACUAUAUUUAAAUACCGAUUAAUAAUCCCAGCUUUUUUUUUUCUUCCUUUUUUUUUUUUUUGUUGUUUUAUUUUUUUGUCUGAAAUUUUAAAGAUAGAGCUGUAUUUAUCGUUGCUGUCAGCAUAUACUGUAGCUUCAAAUGACAGCAUUAUGUACAUAGGUCACCUUUUAGUAUUAUUUCACAUUGAAAAGUAGAGGGCGUUUGUGAUGGAAAUGACUAUUGAGCUUCUAAUAGAGUUUCUCUCUAGUUUUGUACGGUAGAAGGAAGGAUAGCGCUAACACGGUACAGUAGUGGCAGUCCACUUGUUUCUAAAGUUUGAUAUAUAAAUAUAUAUAUAUAUAUACAUACACACGUAUAAAGCUGCUAGAUACAAUCACUAAUUUUAUUGUGUCGACAGAGAAAAUCAGCUAUGAACGACUGUUAAAAUCCUAACUCUCCAACAGCAUAUAACAACGACGGUCAGUUUUUAAACGUUUGAUUGCUCUGUGUGAUGAAGUGGACACUUGUGCAUGUGUGUGGGUGCGCGAGUGUUAAACUAAUAUGUGCACCGCCGGUCAAAAGUUUGGACACACCUCGUCAUUGAAUUGAAUGCGAAGGUGUGUCCAGACUUUUGACCGGUAGUGUACAUAUAUAAAUAUAUAUAUUUAUAUAUAUAUAUAUAUAUGUGUGUGCGUUCUUGUGUGCCCACGAUUUGUGUGUGCUUGUGCGUGUGUUUCCAGGUUGCCGGCGGUGUGCGUGCGUGCGUGCGGGGUUGGUGUGUAACCAAACGUUUGGUUGCUUGUCAUAUUCUCCCAUUGUAAUCGGAUUGCCCUGCAUUAAUGCAAGCUGAACCAAGGUUUGAUGAACCUGAUUAAAACUUGCUGGCUGAGAAGCAAAAUGUAGGACGUGCAUUUAUACAAAAAGUGUAGAGAAUGCUGAAAUAACACUUCUCAUUCUGCAUUAACCAGCACAGUGCAACUUCCUGUCAUGUACUGUAUUAUAUAUGCAACAUGUGUCUGUCCGCUUUAAUAUAUAUAUUUUUUUGACCUGCAUUAUAUAAGACUUCAGUUUUAACCACUUUGCUGCUAGUCUUUUAUCCUCUUUCAAUCUUGGAAAUUGUGCAUAUCUUUGGGAAUGCAUACAAGUGUACAUUCUUGACAUUGUGUAGAUUUAAAAAAAAAAAAAAAAGAAAAGAAAAAUCUAUAUAAACCUCUUUCUCUUCAGUGUAUUGUUUUAAAAAGGUUACUUUUCACAGCAGUUGAGUGGUUAUGUUUCAAUUCUCCGAUGCUUUGGUGCACUGAUGAUACUAUAUGUAAGCUUUUUUUCAUCUUACAGCGCUUGAUGUAACAUUUAUGUGAUUAGUUCUAAAUAGUGGAAGACAUUUGUGUUUUGAAACUUGCAGUAUAAAUGGUACUACUCUUAACUAUUCUGUAAACACUGCCUGUUUUCUUUCUUUCACUCUGUGCAUAUUUCUUUUCCCUGUGCAUCUUCUUUCUCUUUAAGUUUCUUAGUGCCAUCGGCUUUCACAUCCUGACAACCUCAAAAAAGUGCCUCACGUCCAUCCUAGUUUCCAUCUUAUAACUUAACAUCUCUCCUUCUGGUUUUAUUGGUUUCUACACGUCUAGGUAUUUCUUAUCAUGGUUCGAGAAUACCAAGUAUCUGAUGUAAAAUUUAUAGUCCCAAUAACUCAUGUCAUAGUUGUAUUUUCUUUAUACAGAUGUAGCUUGUUACUUUUCAUAAAUAUAUAAUGUAAAUAUGCAUACAUAUGUUUGUAACUGUUUUUAUGUUACAUCAUACACUUGUAAUUUGACAUAUCAAAUAACAUUAUCAUAAUAAAAUGGUGAGUUUUA
Messenger RNA from Mugil cephalus (flathead mullet), 6568 nucleotides. It is a transcript of the gene spred1, whose product is annotated as sprouty related EVH1 domain containing 1. Bases 689 to 2050 code for a protein of 453 amino acids. Gene Ontology annotation, biological process: multicellular organism development; negative regulation of MAPK cascade. Gene Ontology annotation, cellular component: membrane. Gene Ontology annotation, molecular function: protein kinase binding. The record is from RefSeq and is a predicted model, not a curated record. The transcript is spliced from 6 exons. NCBI's taxonomy places the organism in Eukaryota, Metazoa, Chordata, Actinopteri, Mugiliformes, Mugilidae.